This is a messenger RNA of Amphibalanus amphitrite, 9893 nucleotides long. Its product is annotated as titin-like. The record is from RefSeq and is a predicted model, not a curated record. The coding region runs from base 1 to 9534 and encodes 3177 amino acids. The transcript is spliced from 53 exons. NCBI's taxonomy places the organism in Eukaryota, Metazoa, Arthropoda, Thecostraca, Balanomorpha, Balanidae.
AUGAUGGACAGCUGCAAACUUAGCGGACAGGAUGUGCCGGUGGCGAAGGAGCGGGUGCCCGAACUGCCUCCCCUCAGCUCAUCAGUACUGGGGAUGUCAUCCGAACCGUACGUCGACCGACAGGAGACGGCCAGCCGCUGGAAGGCCUCAGACAGAACCGAGAACGGACACCGCGAGUCGGAAGGCGCCGAGAAGCAGUCCCGCGCGGUGCAAAAGGAGGAGACCAGGACACCGAACGGGGUCUCCACCUCCACGGUGGAGGAGGUGACCAGUGAGGUCACGUCCAAGACGCUGGAAACCUCUCGGCUCCAUCAGCCGGUCACUGAACAGCUGGCGUCCAGUCCGUUCUCACACAACGGAUUGUUCUCGAGCGGCGAGACCGUGAGCAGGUCGCAGGUGUCCGAGAGGACAGAGGCGGGCCAGCGGGAGGCCGAGUCGGAGGAGACGCGGAAACAGACUGUUCAGCACGCCGUGUCCAGAACCCCGACGGGCUCGUCAUCGACCACGGUAGAGGAGCAGUCGACCCGCACGGUGUCGCAGUCGAAGGAGGUGACCUACGGACCUUCACCACAGUGGCGUCCCACACUUCAGGAGCCGGCCUCAAAAUCAAACGACCGACAGGAGACGUACAGUCACUCAAAGAUCUCAGAGAAGACGGAAACCGGCCAGCGGGACUCGGCGACCGCGGAGAAGGCGCAACGCAGUCACCAACAGUCGGUGUCAAAGACGCCAGAGUCGGCCGCCCCGAGCGCCUCCCACACCCGAACCGCUCAGGAGAGCCGCGCCCGGCCGUCCCAGCAGCGGCGCGAGCACAUCAUCCCCGUGCGGCUGUCACCGUUCCCGGCGCGGCGCCCGCCCCUCCGAGAGACGUCCGCCGACCGGCGACACUCCGUGGCGGCCUGGCCCGGGCUCGACUGGGGCCAGCCGCCGAGCGCCGACUGGUGGCUCAGCUCGGACUGGGGCCGCCCGUGUUUCCUGGGUAUCCGGUGGCCCCGGUCGCUGUGGGCGGCGCCGCCCUCCGGGGUGUCGGGACCCGGCGUCGGCGGGUCUGUGGCCGGCGCGGCGGCCAGACCGGCACUGACGUGGCCCGUCACCGCGCCGCCCGCCGCGCCGUCCGAUCGGCCGGCCGUCACCUGCAAGCAGGGUCUGUACCUGGACACGCUGGACGCCGCCCGCCUGGAGAAGAUCAAGACGCUGGAGUCGGCAGCGCCGGCCAGGAAGGAGGAGCCCCUGCCGGUCGCCCAGAAACCCGUCUUUGUCACGCCGCUGAAGAAUCUGGAGAACCUGCGCGAGGGCGAGCACGCCCACCUCGAGUGUCGCCUGGAGCCGGUCAACGACCCCAAGCUCAAGGUCGAGUGGUUCGUCAACGGACGCGAGAUCAAGACCGGCCACAGAUUCCGCACCACCCACGACUUCGGCUAUGUGGCGCUGGACAUUCUGUACAGCUACCCGGAGGACUCGGGCACCUACAUGUGCAAGGCCACCAACGAGGUCGGCGAGGCCGUCAACACGUGCACCAUCAAGGUCGGAGAGCGGCGCUCCAUCUAUCUGGACACGCAGCACCCGCAGGGCCUGGAGAAGAUCCGUGACCUGGAGAGCCGCCAGCCAGAGCGGGCCGUCGAAGUCGAGGCGCCCAAGGAGAAGCCGCGCUUCGUCCAGGAGCUCCGGGGCCCCACCCAGCUGGCGGAGCGUGGCGCCGCCCACAUCGAGGGUCGCAUCGAGCCCAUCCACGACUCGGACCUGCGAGUCGAGUGGUUCCACAACGGCAAGCCGCUACAGUCUGCCUCGCGCUUCCACACCACGUUCGACUUUGGCUACGUGUCGCUGGACAUCAAGGACCUGGUGCCCGAGGACCAGGGCCACUACACGUGCAAGGCCGUCAACAAGAUGGGCGAGGCCACCUCCAGCAUGGACAUAGAGGUUCUCGGCAAGGACAACAUCAUCCUGGCGUCUCAGCGGCCCGAGGGUCUGGAGAAGAUCCGCGCGCUCGAGCAGAAGGCGCCCCAGGAGCGGCCCGAGGAGGUGGUCACCUACCAGAAGCCCAUGUUCACGCAGCCGCUGCAGAACGUGGACCAUGUCAGCGAGGGCCAGGCGGUGCACCUGGAGGCGCGCCUCAUCCCCGUGGGCGACCCCCGGCUGACGGUGGACUGGUUCAGGAACGAGCAGCCGCUCCAGCUCGGCUCCCGUUUCAAGCCGACGCACGACUUUGGCUACGUGGCGCUGGACAUUGCCGGUCUGCGGCCCGAGGACGAGGGCGUCUACUCGUGCCGCGCCAGGAACGACCUCGGAGAGGCCGUCACCACCGCCUCGGUCCGCAUUCGCUCGGAGGCGAGCAUCAUCCUGGACACGCAGCACCCGGCCUCGAUGCCCAAGCUGAAGGCUCUGGAGGAGCGGGUGCCGGAGCAGCGGCCCGAGACGGUGCAGCACUUCGAGAAGCCCGUCUUCACCAUGCCGCUCACCGGGCCGGCCGAUAUUAUCGAGAUGCAGCACGCGCACUUCGAGGCGCGCUGCGUGCCCGUCGGAGACCCCAACCUCAAGUUUGAGUGGUUCUGCAACGGCAAGGAGCUCAAACUCGGCUCCCGCAUCAAAGAGACGCACGACUUCGGGUUCGUGACGCUGGACCUGAUGUCUGUGGUGCCGGAGGACGCGGGCGUCUACAUGUGCCGCGCCACCAACCUGGCCGGCGAGGCCGUCACAUCCGCCUCCAUCCACGUGCACGACCGCAGCAGCAUUCUGGGCGACGCGAUCCACGCGUCUGCCUGGGACAAGAUCCAGCUGAAGGAGGCCGAGAUGAACCGGGUGCCGGAGCAGUUCGCGGAGGAGCGACCGCAGCAGCCGCCCGUGUUCACCACGCACCUGCAGAGCUACGACCGGCUCACCGAGCAGCAGAGCGUCCACCUGGAGGCCACCGUCGAGCCCAAGACCGACCCCAACCUGCGCGUCGAGUGGAGCAAGAACGGCGAGCCGCUCAUGACCGGCACCCGUCUGCGCACGGCGUUCGACUUUGGACUGGUGACGCUGGACAUUAUGAGUCUGCGGGGCGACGACUCGGGCAUCUACACGUGCCGCGCCGUCAACAGGAUGGGCGAGGCCGUCUCCACGUGCACGCUGAAGGUGGAAGACAAGCACUGGCUGCUGGGCCAGUCGCAGCGGCCCGAGGCGCUGCCGGCGAUCGCCCAGCUAGAGAUGGGCCCGGCGCCGGCCGACACCGAGCGGCCCGAGCCCGUCUACGACAUCCCCGUGUUCAUCUCGCACCUCAACAACGUCGAGUGCAACGAGAACGACAAGGCCCACUUCGAGUGCAAGGUGGAGCCGGCCAAGGACCCCACCAUGACCAUCGAGUGGUUCUGGAACGGGCAGCCGAUGAGGACCGGCUCCCGCUACACGUCCAACUACGACUUCGGCUUCGUGACGCUGGAUAUCGCCGGCUGCCAGCCGGACGACGCCGGCCUGCUCGUCUGCAAGGCCACCAACAGCAAGGGCACCGCGCAGACCUCGGGCACGCUCAAAGUCAAGAGCAAGGCCAACAUCUACCUGGACACGGUGCACCCGAUGGGCCCGCGCGGCCUCGAGAAGGUCGAGGAGGUGGACGCGCUGAUGGCCAGCAAGCAGGCGCCGCACGACGCCGCCCAGCCGGACCGCGCCUUCCAGAAGCCGUGGUUCAUCGUGCCGCUGCAGCCCGAGUUCGAGCUCGGUGAGACCGAGCCGCUCCACCUGCAGUGCAACGUCGAGCCCAAGGAGGACCCCAAACUGAACGUCGAGUGGUUCUUCAACGGCAAGCCGCUCUCCCACGCCACGCGGUUCAAGGUGUCAAACGACUUUGGGUUCGUGCAGCUGGACCUGACGGACGUGUACCCGCGCGACCAGGGCAUCUACACGUGCCGCGCGUGGAACCAGGCCGGCGAGGCGUUCACCACCACCACAGUCACCUGCAAGGGCAAGACGGGUCUGAUCGACUGGACGCAGCACCCCAAGGGCGAGAUGGGCCUGGAGGCGAUCCAGGAGAUGGAGGAGGCCAGGAAGCGCGGCGAGGGUCCGCCGCUGACGGACGAGGAGGGCCACCCGCCCGUGUUCACCUCGCAGUUCCAGAACCUGUCGAACCUGAGCGAAAAAGAGGUUGCCCACUUCGAGGCUACGCUGACGCCCGUCGGAGACCAGACCAUGAAGGUCGAAUGGUUCUACAACGGGAAGCCGCUGGAAGCCAGCCACCGCGUGCGGACGGUGCACGCGUUCGCCAUGGUGGUGCUGGAGAUCCUGGACACGAAGAUCGAGGACAGCGGCACCUACACGUGCCGCGCCACGAACAAGUGGGGCCAGGCCGAGAUCAGCGUCAACCUCGAGUGUGUCGACAAGGAGAGCGGCAUGAAGCCAAAGUUCAUCACGCCCAUCAAGGACAUUACGGGCCUGAAGGGCGGCGACUCUGCGCACUUCGAGUGCAACCUGGUGCCGGUCGGCGACCCCAACAUGAAGGUGGAGUGGUUCCACAACGGCGUGCCGCUGCGCCACUCGUCCCGCAUCAAGUGCGUCUCCGACUUCGGGUUCGUGGUGAUGGACCUGGCCUAUGUGCAGGACGAAGACUCUGGCGAGUACACGUGCCGCGCCACCAACAAGUACGGCUCGGACAGCACCACGGCCACGCUGGGCUGCGUCGGCCGCGGCGGCGUGUUCGUCGACUCGCUGCAGCCGCAGUCGCUGCAGAAGAUCUCCGAGCUGGAGAUGGCGCCGCAGCGGCCCGGCGCCCCGGCCGCCGCCGUCCUCAAGCCGCCCAAAUUCGUCACCCAGAUCGCCGACAUUGCCACCAUGCAGGAGGGACACUCGGCGCACUUCGAGGCGCGCCUGACGCCCGUGCACGACCCCGACCUCACGGUCGAGUGGUACAGGAACGGCGUCAAGCUGCCGACCGGCCACCGCUUCCGUACCUUCCACGACUUCGGCAUCGUCAUCCUGGACAUCCUGUACUGCUACGCGGAGGACUCUGGCGAGUACGAGUGCCGCGCCGUCAACAAGGUCGGCUCGGACGUCACCAGGGCGACGCUGCGCUGCGGCUCCAAGGCCAACCUCAUCCUCACACCGCAGAUGCCCAAGGAGAUGAGCGGCGCGCUGGACAAGAUCCACGAUCUGGAGGACGCCUCGCGCCGCAUUAAGGAGCCGCGCGACGCCGACAAGCCCAAACAGGCGCCGCGCUUCGUCGUGCCGUUCAACAACGUGGACGACCUGCGCGAGGGCGAGAACGCCCACUUCGAGGCGCGCCUCACCCCCACCGACGACCCGACGCUGAAGACGGAGUGGUACCACAACGGCAAGCCGCUGAAGGCGUCCAGCCGGUACCGCACGCUCUGCGACUUCGGCUUCGUGAUCCUGGAGAUCUCGCCGGUGUACCCGGAGGACAGCGGCGACUACACGUGCCGCGCCUACAACGAGGCCGGCGAGGCCACCAGCACCGCCACCAUGAAGUGCACGAGUAAGAAGAACAUCGUGCUGGAGUCUCAGCUGCCCAAGGGCAUGGAGCAGACGAUGGAGAAGAUCGCCGAACUGGAGGGUCUGGGCGUGAAGCCCGAGCAGCCGGCCGAGUCGGAGGAGGGCCAGGCGCCCAAGUUUGUGACGCAGCCGACCGACCUGAGCCUGGUGGAGAACCAGCUGGCGCACUUCGAGUGCCGGCUGACCCCGACGGCCGACCCGACCAUGCGGGUCGAGUGGUACCACAACGGCCGGCCGCUCUCCUCGGGCUCGCGCAUCCGCAGCAUCAACGACUUCGGUUACGUCAUUCUGGAGAUUGGCGGCAUUUACCAGCGGGACGCCGGUCUGUACACCUGCAAGGCGGUCAACAAACACGGCGAGGCCACCGUCUCCUGCACGCUCACCAUCAAGAGCCGGUCGAACGUGGUGCUGGAGCCGCAGAUGCCGCACGACAUGGCCGGCAUCCGGCAGCUGGAGGAGGACCUGCACAAGCCGCGGCCGGCGGCGCCAGAGCCCGAGGAGCAGCCCAACCCGCCGCGCUUCGUCACAGAGCUCAAGAACCAGGACGAGCUGUACGAGGGCGCCGCCGCCCACUUCGACUGCCGCCUGGAGCCGGUCGGCGACCCCAGUAUGCGGAUCGAGUGGUUCUUCAACGGCCGGCCGCUGGACACGGGCUCCAGAAUGCAUUUCAUGGACGACUUUGGUUUCAUCGUGCUGGACAUUGACUGGACGUUCCCGCGCGACUCUGGAGAGUACGUGUGCCGGGCCACCAACAAGUGGGGCACCGCCUCCACCAAGGCCACGCUCAUCUGCAAAGCCAAGCGCGAUGUGCAGCUCGAGUCGCAGCUGCCCCAGGGCAUGUCGGGCGACAAGCUGCGCGCGCUGGAGGAGGGCCCCAAGCUGGGCGAGCCGGCCGCGCCGCAGCCGGACGCCGAGCCGCCCCGCUUCAUCAAGGAGAUCGAGAACGUGGACAUCUGCGAGGGCGAGACGGCCUUCUUCGAGGCCAGGGUGGAGCCGAAGACAGACCCCAACCUGCGGGUCGAGUGGUACAGGAACGGCGUGCUCGUGCAGACCGGUCACAGGUUCCGCACCACGUUCGACUUUGGGUACGCGUCGCUGCAGAUCCUGGGCGUCUACCCGGAGGACGGCGGCGAGUACACGUGCCGGGCCGUCAACAGGGCCGGCCAAGCCACCUGCAAGAGCGCCCUGACCUGCCGAGGCAUUUCGUCCGUGAUCAUGAUGAACCAGGUGCCGAAGGGCAUGAAGAAGUCUGACACGCUGAUGCAGAUGGAGGCGGCGCUGAAGCAGUACACCUCGGACAUCCACCUCACCGAGGAGGACAUCUACGACGCCGACCGCAAACAGCCGCCCCGGUUCGUCACCCAGAUCCAGGACCAGCUGGACCUUGUCGAGAUGAACGUCACCAAAUUCGAGUGCCAGCUGGCGCCCGUCUGCGACCCCGACAUGAAGGUCGAGUGGUUCUUCAACGGCCGGCCGCUUCCUCACAAGAACCGCUUCACGCCCAUCUACGACUUUGGUUACGUGGCGAUGAACUUUGGCUGGGUGUACCCGGAGGACUCUGGGGAGUACCUGUGCCGCGCCACCAACAAGUACGGCAUGGACGAGACGCGCGCCGUCAUCAAGACCAAGGGCAAGCCGGGCAUCGUGUACGACUCGCAGCUGCCGGCCGGGAUGCAGUCGGUAAAGAAGAUCCAGGAGCUGGAGUCGCAGUGGAACCGGGCGCCCGAGCGGCCCGCCGACGAGGAGAAGGUGCCCGAGGCGCCGCAGUUUGUGCUGAAGCCGGAGCCGUGCUCUGUGAAGGAGGGCGACUGGGCGCGCUUCUGCUGCCGGCUCACGGGCCACCCGCGACCCCGCGUCAUGUGGCUCAUCAACGGUCACACCAUCGUCAAUGGCACUCGCUACAAGCUGACCUACGACGGCAUGUGGCGGCUGGACAUUCCCAAGACGCGUCAGUACGACCACGGCAAGAUCGAGGUGAUCGCGCGAAACGCGGCCGGCGAGGCGUACACCUCCUGCGAGCUGAACGUGACGCCCAAACAGGAUGACUACCGGGCCAUGCUCAAGAACUCGCCCAAACCGUGGUACGACUACGACCUGAAGCAGUACCAGAAGGACCGUCAGGACGACGAGUUGGAGCGCGUGUUCGAGGAGAAGGUGCGGCCCGGCAUCAGCGUCCUGCACCAGGGCGAGCACCAGAAGGUGGUCGAACAGCCCGAGACCGAGUGGCAGAAGAUGGCCAAGGCCAAGAAGGGCGCCGACUACUACAGCAGCUACAAGCAGCUGGAGGAGGAGCAGCUGAUGAAAGAGUCCAAGAUCCGCGAGGCGGGCCACCAGUUCGCCGUUCCCGGCGAGAAGAUCAAGCACAGCUCGGUCGCCAAGGGAAUGGCCGCCAGCUACAUGCAGAAACUGGGAACUAAGAGCGAAUCUUUUGAAGAGACUACGGCCACAGCAAGGCGCACUGUCGAAUCGUCCGAAACGGUAUCGCACACGGUCAGGAAUGAGUCGGCAGAGAGCUCCAGUGACGCGUCUCGAAUGUCCCGCGGGGCCCAAUCCGUGCUCCGCAGGCAGCCUAGCUCCGAGGCCGACCAAAAACCAGAGGCGCAGCCGCCACCGCGCCGACAGUUCAUGCCCGGGCCCGCCGAGUCCGUGGUCCAGGGCAAGGAGGUACACACCAACAUUCAGCGGCAGCAGCAAAAGGAGCAGCGCGGAGACCUGGAGAUCCGGCGCAACAUCACCGCCAAGGAGACCUCCGAGGUCGAGCAUAAGGCGCAGACCCAGGAGCGCGUCGUGCAGGGCAAGGUGGAGCCGUCCAAGCCUCCGUUCUUCACGCGCAAGAUGCAGCCGUGUCGGGUGUUCGACAAGGAGGGUGCCAAGUUCGAGGUGGAGUUCACGGGCGACCCGGCACCCGAUGUCGAGUGGUUCCGCGAGGACUUCCUCAUCAAGUCCAGCCAGGACUUCAAGAUCACCACCACCCAGCGCAGGUCGGUGCUGCAGAUCCGCGAGGUGUUCAGCGAGGACUCGGGCCAGUUCUCCUGCAUCGCCUCCAACCGCGGCGGCAAGGCCAAGUGCUCGGCGAACCUGGUGGUGGAGCAGCGCAAACAGGAGCGCGGCGCGGCGGCGCCGCCCAACUUCGUGCAGACCAUCCAGGACACCACCGUCAAAGCUGGCAAGCUGGCUCGCUUCGACGCCAAGCUGGCCGGCACCAAGCCGAUGGACGUCUAUUGGCUGAAGAACGGCCGUAAGAUCACAGCUGACAUGAAGUUCAAGAUCCUAGAGGACCAGGAGGUGUACACGCUACUGAUUCUGGAGCCGACCGCGGACGACUCUGGCAGCUACGAGUGUGUCUCCAUCAACAAGAACGGCGAGGCGCGCUGUCAGGGACAGCUGGUGGUGGAGAGCCCUCCUCCGGCGCCGGCGCCCAAGGCCAAGGCCAAGGCUCAGCCGCAGGAACAGGCCGUAGCGCCCAAGAUCGUGGAGCCGAUGAAGGGCUUGAUUGUGGUCGAGGGCCAGGCGGCCAUGUUCCGGUGCCGAUUCAGCGGACACCCAGCGCCGACGGCCCAGUGGCUGAAGGACGAGAAGCCGAUCAAGCCGUCCAAGUAUUUCAAGAUGGAACAGGACGGCGACGCGUUCAUCCUGCGCAUCUCCGAGUGUUUCCCGGAGGACGAGGGCACCUACUACUGCGUGGCCACCAACUCGGCCGGCAAGUCCACCAUGAAAGCACCGCUCAAAGUUCAAGCACCCAAGGAGGAUGAGGCGCCCACCGUCACUCCCAUGAAGGACGUCACCGUCGAGGAGGGCCAGCCGGCCCGCUUUUCGGCCAAAAUCACAGGGAAGCCCACGCCGACCGUCAGCUGGCUGCGGGAAAACACCCUGAUUCCGCAGAGCCGCGACUUUAAGAUGGCCAUCAGCGGCAACACGGCCUCGCUGGAGAUCGUGGAGACCUACGAGGAGGACUCUGGUGUCAUCACGUGCCGGGCCACCAACAGCGCCGGCACCAGCGAGAGCUCCGCCAAACUGAUCGUCGAGAGCGCCGAGACCGAGAGCGAGUCCGAGUGACCCGAGGCUCCAGCCGCGGCCACGACGGAGGCGACGGCCAAGACGCGACUGUAGAGUAGGCACUUGACAACGACGUUGCUCCGUGUAUUAAUCAUUUCGGCAGAGGCUAGGCGGACGGGUAACCCGUGUUAUUUAUGUGGGGAUAGGCCGGCCAGCCGUACGCUGGGAAGGGUGCCGGGCGCCGCCAUGCUGGGUGGCUCGCCGUGGAGUGUUGGCUCUGGAGGCUGUCCUACGAUCGCCCACCGAUCGCGUUACUGUAGGACGGAGGUGAAGUAACCCCGCUGCCUCCCUAUGCUGUUGUAAAAUAUGUUUCAACGAUAAAUACGAAUUUUAUUAUAAUAAAUAAUAACUUCCCAGGA